AUGCGGGGCCUGCGGGUUGCUGCGGGCUGGCUGCGGCGCGGAAAGGCAGCUUGGAGCAUCGCAGAGGACGCAUGUGCCCGCUGCUACAGCACCGCGCUGCCCGACAGCCUGCUGCCAGUGGUGGCCAUCAUCGGCCGUCCCAACGUCGGCAAGUCUGCCCUGUUCAACCGCCUGGUGCGGCGGCGGGAGGCCGUGGUGCACGACACGCCCGGCGGCCACGUCACGCGGGACUACCAGGAGGGAGUGGCCCGCCUGGCAGACCUGCGGUUUCGGGUGAUCGACACCUCGGGUCUGGAGCCCUUCCUGCCUGGGGACUCGAUCCAGGCGCGUGCCACCGUGCUCACCGCCACCGUGCUCGCCCGCUCCGACAUUGCGCUGUUCCUCGUCGACGGCAGCACCGGCACGCUGCCAGCAGAUGAGGAGUUGGCGCGAUGGCUGCGCAAGACGGUGGUGGGGCCGGGCGCGACCGGCCCCGCCGCCCGCAGCUGCGCCGUGCUGCUGGCAGCCAACAAGUGCGAGCGGCGGGGCGGCGGCGGGGCGGCCGCGGUGGCUGCCGCGGUGGCGGAAAGCAUGCGGCUGGGGCUUGGGGAGCCUGUGGCCCUGUCUGCAAUGACUGGAGAGGGCAUGACCGACCUGUAUGCGGCGCUGCAGCCGCUGCUGGACCCACUCACCGAGGCGCGGCGGGCGGCGGUGCAGCAAAUAGAGGCCCCCAGCGGCAGCGGCAGCACGGACAUCGCCGGCUACAGCAGCAGUGACGGCAGCGACGGCAUCAGCGGCAUGGCAGCGGCGGCGGCCCCGCGGGGGCUCGGCGGGCAAGGGGCGGCGGUGCAGCAGCAGGCGGGGGGCGGGGAGUGGGGGAAGGAGGACCCGAAGACUAGCAACAGCGGCGGCGGCAGCAGCGUGCCGUUGAGAAUAGCCAUCAUGGGCCUUCCCAAUGUGGGCAAGUCCACUCUGGCCAACUGGCUGCUUGGGUCGGAGCGGUGCCUGACGGGGCCCGAGCCGGGGCUGACACGGGACGCCAUCAAGGAGCGCAUAGAGUGGGAGGGGCAGGAGGUGGAGCUGGUGGACACGGCGGGCUGGAUCAGGCGCACCAAGCUGGCUAAUUAUGACGAGUCGGGCGGCGCGGUGGCGCAGCAGACGGUGGCUGAGGCGCGCGGCGUGAUGCAGUUCGUGCAUGCCGUGGCGCUGCUGGUGGACGCGGCGCGCUGCCUCGAGCUGGGGCAGGGGCUGACGCACCGAGAAAUCACGCUUGCAUCGGAUGUGGUGGCGGAGGGUCGCCUGCUGCUCAUCGUGGCCAACAAGCUGGAUACGCUGACGCCCGCCAAGCGCCAGCACGCGAUGCGCCUGGUGCGGGAGGCUGUAGAGGACAACCUGCCGGACGUCAGCGGCGUCCCCAUCAUCGGCAUGUCGGCGAUGACUGGGGAGGGCGUGGGCAUGCUGCUGCCGGCUGCCGCCGCCAUGUAUCGGCGGUGGAACCAGCGCGUGCCCACCUCUCACCUCAACCGCUGGAAAGCUGCAGAGUACCAGGUGGGGGGCGGGCAGGUGCUGAACCGCAUAACAUACAUCUCGCAGGUCAAGGCGCGGCCGCCCACCUUUGUGGCCUGGGUCAGCGGCAGCACGGCGCUCUCCGCCCCCUCCCAGCGCUUUGUGGCGGCGCAGAUCCGCAAGGAGUUUGGUUUUGGAGGCGUGCCCAUCCGCAUCGCCGUGCGGCUCAAGCAGCCGCGGCGGCAGAAGCGCGCCAGAUGA
This is a messenger RNA of Chlorella variabilis, 1746 nucleotides long. RefSeq lists its product as hypothetical. The coding region runs from base 1 to 1746 and encodes 581 amino acids. The record is from RefSeq and is a predicted model, not a curated record. The transcript has 10 exons. Gene Ontology annotation, molecular function: GTP binding. NCBI's taxonomy places the organism in Eukaryota, Viridiplantae, Chlorophyta, Trebouxiophyceae, Chlorellales, Chlorellaceae.